This is a messenger RNA of Arachis stenosperma, 1413 nucleotides long. RefSeq lists its product as uncharacterized. The coding region runs from base 192 to 911 and encodes 239 amino acids. Gene Ontology annotation, cellular component: RNA polymerase III complex. The transcript is spliced from 2 exons. The record is from RefSeq and is a predicted model, not a curated record. Gene Ontology annotation, biological process: transcription by RNA polymerase III. NCBI's taxonomy places the organism in Eukaryota, Viridiplantae, Streptophyta, Magnoliopsida, Fabales, Fabaceae.
GUUGCUCGUCUGAGCCGUCUCACACUCGCACACAAACAGCAGCAUCAGCAGCUCUGCUCAUACAUUACGUCACCGGCGUCUCGUCCUGGUCUUGUGGCUUCUGGUUCGUGCCGUUGUCUUCUUGGCCUCGCCGGUCGCUCCUUCGUCUCGCCUCUGGUAGCUGCUCGCCGUGAUUGUUUUUUUUGUAAGGAAUGAGUCGUUUGCAAGGAUCUUCUUCCAGCCUUAAACGGAAGCGAGAGUUGGCUUUAGUUUCUGAUACUUUGACAGAUGGAGAGCGUGUACUCUAUAAUCUCAUUCUUAGCAAGAGAGACAUGGGGAUCUGGUCGGGAGACAUGAAAAGAGAAACAAACCUCCCAGAUAAUGUGGUGAAGAAAUCCCUUAAGUUGCUUCAGUCGAAGGGCUUGAUCAAGGAGGUUGUUAACAUCCAAAACAAAGCAAGAAAGCACUACAUGGCAGCACAGUUUGAACCAUCCAAGGAAAUCACAGGUGGGGAUUGGUAUAGUGAAGGGAAUCUUGAUAAAGAGUUAAUAAAUGCCGUGAAGAGCGUGUGCUUGAAGUACAUUUCCAGGCAGAAAGUUGUUACGUGUGAUGGAGUUCUGGAAUGGAGCAGAAAGAGUGGGGUCUUCACUGCCGAAGUCUCAAACCAGCAGAUAGAAGAGAUUUUGCGAACUCUGGUUUUGGAUGAUGAGAUCAUAGAGGUGAAAAGCACUGGAUACGGGGAUUUUGAAAAUGUUCCUGUUGGCAGAGUUUGUUACAAAUGCAAAAGCAAGGGUGGUGUCAGAGGAGAACCAAAAGAUGGUGCCAUGUCUUCAAUUCCAUGUGGUGUUUGUCCACGGAUAAACUUCUGUAGCCCAGAUGGCAUUGUUUCCCCAAGAACUUGCGUCUACUAUCAGAAGUGGUUGGACUUCUGAAUGAAUCAAAGACAAGUCAUUAGUAUGAUAUGAACCUCCAAGGCUUAACAAAUGUUAUCUUACUUUGGUAUUAAGAUUGCGAUGUUGGUUAGCUCAACUGGUUCAAAGGUCCACUUAGCAGAUUGCACAGGAUUUCAUCCUACUUGAUAGUCAUUCAGCAAUAUUGAUUACCAUUUGUGAAUCUACAAUGAGAGGAGGAAGUGAAAAAAGAAAAGAAAACUAUUUGCUUUACAUUUGCACUUUCAAAUUUCAACAUGUUUGUCAAGUGGAUCCAAUAUGUGUGUUUUGUCUCCGAAGAUUUUAUUGCUUUUGGAAGAUUUACUACUCUGCGGAACUUGCUGCGGUUGCCAUGACUUUGAGCAUCUCCUGAAGCAUGAAAAUGAUUGAAUUGCAACUUUGUAUUUGAAGCAAAAAACUCAAGUAGAAUUGAGCGAGGACAAAUCAAUUAAAGAUGAUACCAGCAUAUAUUUAAUUUGAUUAGAAUCUACUAGAUUUUACGAUA